AUUGUCUCCGAUUUCCUGGGGCAAAGGGGUGACUUAGCUAAAUUUGAAAUCGAUGUGCAGGAAAAGUACAGCAUGAAUUGCUGCACAAGUGUAUCUAAAAUUAAAAACAUAACCCUUAAUAUUAAUAUUCAUACUUACUGGUGUAUGAUAAGGCUUUGUUAAUUGAAUUAUAAGAUAAAACUAAAAAUAGGUAAUUAAUUUUUUUUUAAGUAAGUAUAAACAGUAAAAAUAAAAGGAUGUUGACUUCGGCUUGUGCAUUUUAUCUGGGAAUGUUGAAAAAUAUCAGAUAUCACUGACACGUCCUGUAUAUGAAAGUAAUCAGUGAAAUAAAAAAAGAACAGCACCGCUGGCGGUCCCGCCAAAAGGUCCCUGGAGGAAGACUGUCCUCCAUGACGUGUUUACAUGCAGCGCCUGACAACGCCUGCCCAUUUAACUCCUUAUUUAUCAGGAGUGUGUUGUUGUGCAGUGGUGUUUGGUGACUUGACUCACCAACACCAACCUGUCACCCAGUCAACCUAGUCCUGCCACCACCAGUCACCAUCAGUCACCACCAGGCACCACCCAGACAUCACCAGCCGGCGUUGGGCCCUGGAUGAAGCAGUCUGGCGUGAGGUGGAGCAUCGAGACGAGCCAUGAAUAAUGUGAGCGUUAACCCCAUGGAGCCAAUGGGUGUGCGAGGCAAUGCUCCGGCCACCUUUGAGUACAGCCAUAACAGGUUCCCCAAUGGUCUCCCCACUGGCCUUCCCCCCCCUCCUCUUCCAGGCAUGGGCAUCAUUGUGCCCGGCCAGCCCCCGCCCCCCCCAUCCCCCGCCAUUCCCCAACCCUGGUAUGAUGCGUCCCAUGCAUGACGGCCCACAUCCCCCCCUCCCCCCAAUGCCUCCCCUCCCCCCUCCAUCACCCCACCACAUGCCCCCUCCCAUGCACGCUUUGCCGCCACCGCCGCCGCAAAUGCUCCACCAGCCCCCUCCCCCCCCACCUCAGGCCAUGGCUAAUAUCCCCAUGCCUCCUCCCCCCCCGCCCACAGUUCACCAUGCCCCCACCUAGGGAGCCACCCCCUCUCCCCCCACCCACUACACAGCUUAAUUUUCACCCUCCUCUCCCGCCUGGGCCUCUGCCCCCCUCUCAGAUUCCUCACCGCCUCCCCCAGCCUCCCCCACAGACACCCCCACCACCUCCCCUCCCAUGUACACCCCCUCCUCUCCCCCCCACCACCGGGUAUCAGGGCCAGCCACCCCUACCACCACUCCCGCCACCCCCAACACCACAACACAAACCUGAUGUGUCUAAAUUACCCCCUCCACCACUGCCAAAAGACCCACCUCCCCUACCAGAGGCUAAGAAAACCACUACCACUCCCAACACACUCCCUGCCACAGCACCACCACUCCCAAAGCUCCCAUUCCCCACCACACACGCUGCACACACCACACAAACAAAGCCCAAGAAGCCACAGGAGGAGACAGAGAGACCCAAGCCCAUCCCUAGCAUCAUCACACCACGGCCGUCAUUCACCAAGGUCACCACCACCACCACCCUCACCACGGGGGCCAGGGUGACGUGCAACACCACCGCGCCGACACGCGAAGACACACCAUCACCGCCCAUCAAUGCACCAUCGCCAGACGAGGAUGAUGACCCAAUACCGUCAGCGGAUCUAUCCAGCGAUGAUGCGUAUGACCCCGAGGACCCAAUGUUCUCCCCGAGCUACGACAGCGACUCCCCGUCUCCAAAAGAGGACAGCGUUGACUCCCUCAUCGACAAGUAUGUGAGGAGACUCGGCAAUGCGCAUCCAAGUAUCCACAAGUCCUCCACAUCCUCCACCUUGGCCAAGAAGUCCUCCAGGCACCACAGACACAGGGAGAAGAGGAAGAAGUCAUCACACGCGUCGGUCUCGCCGCCUUCAACGCCAAGCCCGACCAAAGGUGAGAAGGUGGCCGUGGGAAGCUCCCCCGCCCGGCCGAACCUUGACGCAAGACUCAAGAUCAUGUUUGGUGGUACGCCGGUGACACAGAAGGAGAAACGAGUGAAGGACAAGGCAAAGAGGAAACUCAAAAAAUCUCUUAAGCAAUUCCCUCGGCCGCCAACCCCACCCAACACUCAACCUACAUCUUCUUCAACCACUGCCUUACCCCCAUCCCCUGCUGCCAUGGCGCCCCAGCCCCCAGCGUCCUUGCCUCCCCCAACGCCAAUCACCACCACUGCAACUACCACCACUGCGCAACCAGACGACGAUUUCGAGCGACCUCUCUCCCCGACACCAUCUCCGUUUCUGUCACGCCACAUGUACCUGUACUGGCACCGGGAGACACUGAGGGCACGGAGAGGCAGCGUGGAGACGAAAACCAAGACCACGCAGGCCCAGACGAAGCCUCAGAUUAACGGCCAGGCUCUUGUCACGUCCCCACUCAAGGCAACCAUUCCACCUCUACCGAAAAACCUGCCUACCGUUCCCCCGCCAAACUACCGGGCCCCCAUGGCACCUCCUGCAGGUAAGCCAGUGCGGGAGCCAUCGCUGAAGGCCGAAAUUAUGCGAAACAUCACCCGUAUGCACCCAUAUAAGAGCAGCGAUGGGCAGGGACAUGGAGUGAGGCCAAAUGCUGAUGCGGAGUUGGAGAUCAGCAGUGAGGUGAGUGGAGAGGAGCAGGAGGAGGCCAUGGAAGGCGUGGUGGAGGUGGAGACAGUAAGGCUGGUGCUGGAUCGGAUAGUGGAGGAGCUGAAGCACGCACUCCGCCAGCACCUCACGAAGGAUUUAGUGGAUACACGCGUCUCGGUUUGUUUUGAAGGGACAGAUGGGGACUCGUAGUGUGGCUUCUGCAGUACAAAGUGGACACGGUGGUAGAUGCAGGGUGGACUUGACUAAACGGUGAGGUAUGAAGAGGGUGAAAGGUUGUCAUCUUUCUCACUGCUUAGAUACAGUGAGUGAAUUGGUGAAUGGGACAAGUUAGUGAAAGAAAAAAAAUGAAAGAUCUUGUUUGUUCUCUCUUGAAAUGUGAAGGAAAUGAGAUUAGCAGUGGAAAAUGUAGGAUGUGAAAAACAUUGUUGGCUUCACAUUUGAAAACAGUGAAGGAAACUGGCAAAAUGGGAAGGAAGCAAAGCAUAUAGGAAGAAAAAAUGAAUGGAAUGAUGAGAAAACAAGACAAUCAGUGGAAAAAUAGCAAAAGGAUGAAGAAAACAAGAUUGAAGAAAGGGAGAUAAAAAAACAAGCUGUAAAGAUGGAGGUGAGGGACUUUCUUUACUCCCUCCUUAAAAAAAAAGAUAAAAAACAAACAAAACUGAAGAAAACAAGACAAAACCAGCAAAAACAAAAAAACAAAACAACAAAACUCAAUCAUGCCUUCCUAGACUUAAAUAAAAAAGACAAAGAAAAUAUAAAAAAUAAACAAGAAAUAAACAAAUCAUUCAGUUUGUGUUGUAUUCCCCAAACUCCCCAACACCCCCCCUGUGUGACCUGCAAUGCCCCUCCCUCCCCCCAUGGCUUGCUGUGGCAAAUGACGUGGUGACAAGUGGUGACGAGUGGUGACCGCCUCGUCUGAGCUUGUCGAGAUGAGUCGCGUUAGCUUGUUGAUGGUUAGAUUAGGAAAGAUUUCAUUAUUAUUGUUUUUAUUAUUAUUAUGGGUAUUUUUAGUCAUCGCCCUAAAGAGAAGUGUAUUGUUUGCUAUUGUAUGGAAGUUAAAAUCUGUAUAUGAUGAUGUAUUUAUUUGUUUUUUUCUCAUUAUUCUAACUGUUUUGCUAUUAUUUUUUUUCCUCCUGACAGUUGCCUAUAUAUAAAUUCAUACAAAUUAUUGGUAAGGUGGAAUACGCGAAUACUUUGUUCUGUAGUGUGUAUGUGUGUGUAUAUGUUGAUGUAUUUAUUUAUUAGUCUUUUCCUCACUAUUCUACUUCACUAUUCCUUUCUCCCUCACAGUUGCCGGUACACUUAAGUUCAUACAAAUUCACUCUAGGCUUUUGAGUUUUGUAUGAAAAUCUGUAUAUGAUGGUGCAUUUAUUUUUCCAUUAUCUUAACCCGGUAUAAAUUUUUUCCCUCUCCUCAGUCACCUAUACACAAAUUUACCUAAGGUGAAAUACACUGUUUAUUAGUGUAUGCAAAUGUUUCUGUAUAUGACGGUCUAUUUAUAUAUUGUGUCAUUAUCUCCACCAUCACAGUUAAUUCUUCCCUCCUGAGAGUCGCACACACACCAAUAUUUUCAGUCAUUAUUUUUGUACUUGCCUUGUAAAUAGUUUUGCAAAGAGAAAGACAGGAAUUACUUACCAUGGCAACGUUUGUGUCCGAGUGCAUCAUUCCUCAGUGUGACUGCCUAUCCAAUUAACUUCUAACUCACCUGUUUACGUAAAUACUUGUCGGAUAUUCAGAUUCACAGUCAAGGAAAUAGAAAUCAGUGAGGCAUUUCUGACCACCUCUCUCUCUCUCUCUCUCUCUCUCUCUCUCUCUCUCUCUCUCUCUCUCUCUCUCUCUCUCUCUCUCUCUCUCUCUCUCUCUCUCUCUCUCUCUCUCUCUCUCUCUCUCUCUCUCUCUCUCUCUCUCUCUCUCUCUCUCUCUCUCUCUCCAAUGUUUGAGAUACCAACCCAAACUAUGUGAUUUUAAUUGAUUCUUUUAUUUAUUUACAUGUGAUUGAUAAAGUGUUUGUUAUAUUUUUCUUCUAUUGCAGCCACAGAGAAUAAGUUGCAAUAUGGUGAUGUUUGAGUGACAGGUUUGGAAUUUGAAUGGAAUCUUUACAUUUUAUUUGGUAACAUUAUUCAGUACCUCUUUCUUGCAGUAUUAUUGUUUGUUUUUAUUAUUAUUACUGAGUUUUAUUGAUAUUUAAAAUUUUGUGUCUGUGCAUCUCUCUAUCUUGCAUUGUUGUUGUUUUAUCAUUAUUAUUAUUGUUUUUCUUGAUAAUGACUAAUAUUUUGUGUUUAUGCACCUCUUUGUUCCUCCCUCUAUCAAUAUUUAUUUACUCCUUAAGAAAUUGGUAAUAUUUUCUGGUCUAAAUUAAGGAUGUGUCUCAUUUUAUUAUCUUAAUUACUGGUGUUGUUUUCAUUCAAAUUUUUCAGUCCAAUGCAUUCAUUAGUCUUCUCUAAUUUGAAUUUAUGCUACAUUUAAGGAGGGUUAUUUAUUUAUUUUAAUUUUUUUUUAUUCAUGAGGUGUUUCUUGCUUGUUAUCAUAUUUAUUAGUGUCUAGUAUCAUACUGUUGUUUUAAAAAUGUGUGUGAUUCAUAUUAGACUUAUCACAGUUUCUCUAUUAGUUUUUUUCACGUUAAGUGAUUACUCUAUUGAUAUAAAAUUGCAAAACUGUACUUCAAAUUUUCUGUGACUCUUUUUGAAGCCAUAAAUACAUUAGUCUAUAAAAUUAAUGCAGUACAAAGUUUGGGUAAUGUUUCAAAUGACUUGUUUUUGGAAAGUACAUCUUGCAAAACUUGUAAAUUUGCAUAACAGAACCAAAUAUUUUUCUCUAUGAUAUUUUUAACUUGCAGUGUCAUAAAUAUAUUCUCCCUUAUUUUGUUAAUUGACAUGAUACUUAUAAAUGUAAACUUCAUAACUUAUUUUCUGAACUUAAACUUGUACAUUUGAGGUUCACGACAGGACACACUGCCGGCACCUUCUGUGACUGGCAGGACUUGUGUACUGACACCUCACAACAGGACUUGUCUAUGUGUGCCACUCCCACCAUUGUGUUAAUGAGUCAGUCUCUCCCAGUAAUGUCUGUUGCCCCGUCUAUCAGUCUGUCAGUCUGCCGGCCAGCCCAGUGCAUUGUUCUCAUGUAAGUAGAUGUCUGUCUGUCUGUCUGUCACUUGUACCCUGCCUGUACUCUGCCACAAGUCCAGGGAAGGAGUCAAGGGUUGGCAAGUCUCUCCCUGUCACUUGUACCCUGCCCGUACUCUGCCACAAGCCCAGGCAACACUCCACAUGCUGUGAGUUGACAUUUGACAAGGUUACAGAAGUCAUCACAAGAUCUUUGCUGUUAUUUCCUGUUUCCUUGUGUUUCUCAGGUAUUAUUGAUGAAUUUAUGCCAUUAUUUAUUGAUUUUUCCUGUGUGUUUGAAUGAUGCUACAUUUUCUCUACAAUCUUGAAGUGUUGAUGCUGAAUAAUGCUCUUAUUUAUUGAUUUUUAUUAACUUUUCUGUUUUUGAUAAUGAUAUAUUUCCACCAAAGUCUUGAGGUAUUAAUGAGACAUCUAUGCUAUUUUUUAUCUAUUCAUGUGUGUUGGUAACAUAAGUGUUUGUGGGCAGAUGGAGUGAAGGUGUGGCGGUGUGUUCGUCAAGUGUCUGGCAUGGCGGGGCUGGCAGUGAGACAAGGUUGGGUUUAGAAAGGUUUAAUUAUUGUGUUUCUGGUUCAUACUCUGUUUUUCUUAACUAACUGAAGUGGAUCUUUAUAUUUCAUUUCACUUUAUUAUUUUCUCCUGUGGAUGAUUACCAAGAUGGAUUUAAAGGUUUAUAAGGCAAGACUAAGUUUGAGAAGGUCUAGUUAUUGUGAUCUUUCAUCCUGGUUCAUACUCUGAUGUUUGUUUUUCUCUAUAGCUAAUUGACAUAAAGCUUGAUAUUUCACUUAUCAUUGUUUUUUCUGGAUGAUAAAUGCAGUACUGUAGAUUUAAAGGUUUAUAAUGCAAGGCUAGGUUUGAAAAGGUUUAGUUACUGUGGUUUCAUAUUGUUUUUCAUCCUCUAAUGCUUGUUUUCCUUUUAGCUAAUUGAAGUAAAUCGUGAUAUUUCAUUUAACAUCAUUAUUUUCUCCUAAGGUAGAUAUAGAGGUGAAUAUGAAAGAUAAUAUUCAGAACUUGUAUCUCAAACAUUAUCAUUCUCUUGUUUUGUGUUUCCAUUUCAUUUAACGUUAUUAUUUUCCCGUGUGGAUGAUGAUUGAGGCAGACGUGGAGGUGAAUAUGAAGGACAUUAUUCAGAACUUGUAUUCCAAACAUUAUGAUCUUGUUUUGUGUUUCCAGUGGCAGGAUUUUGUGUUGGAGUCGUGGUGUUUGUGUGAGUCUCUUCUGGAUGGCUGCUCUGUGUCACUAACUCUGCUUCUUGCCUGUUCCUCGGUCCUGGUGCAGCUCGUCAAGUUGAUUAUGCACUAUUUCAGUUACCAGCUUUUGUGAUGUGAGAGAGAGGAGUGCUUGAGUGAUGAAACCUUUAGAUGACAUACUCUUGACUGUUUUAGUGAGUGUCGCUGUGUUUCAUGAGAGAGGAAUGCUGGAGUGAUGUCAAUUUAAAACAUCACAUAGUUGUUUGUUUCAGUGAGAUUUAGUCACUGUUUCAUAAGAGAGAGGGAUGUUGGAGUGAUAUCGGCUGAGGUGUGUGUUUGAGUGAGGCUCUGAAAUGAGAAAGAGGUAGUGGAGACUGUGGGAGAAGGUUUGGAGACUAUGAGAGGCUUGUGUGAUGUGUGUCCUCUCACUCGUCAUAGUUCUGGGAUUAUUUUAAAUGAGAGGAAUGGAUGCCGUGAGAAGCUUCCAUGAUGUGUGUCCUUUCACUCAAUUUUACAGCACCCAGUGUGUCAUGCAGACUGUCACCAUCACACUGGUAGUCAUGCAGUGUGGGGCUUACUCAUGUGAUGGAGGUAAUGAGUUAUUCUUGUUAGGUCAGUCAGUUGGUCAGUCAGUCAAUCAGUCAACACUUGUGGCCACCACCCUCCAGACUCCUGUGGGGCCAGCCAGGUCCUGUGUUUCUGGUAGGGGCUGUUACGGGUAGGGGAACAGCCUGCUGCCCUCCCUGCCAGCAGCUGUGUGGGUGGCAGGGCAGAACAGGUUGCGGCAUAGCACAGAGAGGCAGGAGGGAUGUGUGGGACUCUCACUGAGGUCGUUUGACACCAGGGAAGCUUGGUCUUGCUGUCACCUCUUGGUCUUAAUCACAUUGUUUACACUGUUUGUUUUAUUGUCACAGUUUUAAUGAAGAUAAAGUGCUUUGCUUUACCACACACACACACACACACACACACACACACACACACACACACACACACACACACACACACACACACACACACACACACACACACACACACACACACACACACACACACACACACACACAGCCGUUGUACUGUCCUGUCUCCCUAACGCAUAGUAGACCUUCACCACUGAUUGCUCUUGAUAUAUUUUGAUAAAUGUGCAGUAUUGUAGCGGUUUACACCUUUUGUAACGUGUGAUUGUAAUUACCACUUGUGUACUGGAAUAGUAUUUUUGUGAAGUGUAUCACAAUGACAGGAAUUGCAGACUUUGGGAAUUAUUAUCACAUUGAUGUAUAUGGCUUGUCUAGGUGGCUGGAUGGAGUGGCCAUUCAUUGAGGCGUGUCACCACAAACUUGUACAUGUAUAAGUCACUGACGUGUUGGCGACGCGUGGAGAGAGUAGAGUUAAGGUUAGCACUCUGGCAAGACGCAGCAAUGCACCAACACCUCAGUGACCAGGAGGCUCGUACACGGGACUCGACGAGGCUCACACCACUGCAGGCCGCCUGCUGACUUGCCGCUGCCGAUGUGUAAGUCCCGGGGCUCAGCAGGAUGGCGGGGCUUGGCAGGGCUCGGCGGGGCUCGUCUUGACUCAGAGGGGCUCGCGCUCCACCACCCGCUGCCUGCUUCCUUGCCGCCACUGGUAUGUAAGUCUGUUGCAGAUUUGAGCUUUGGUUUGGGGCAAGGAUAAGGGUGACAGAGCCUGAGAGUUAGUACAACAUCUUGAUCACUGGGUAUUGGUGUAUAGGUCUUCCCUGUAGCUGUGUGUUGUGUAUUUAGUGUGACAUUAUCAACAAUACAUGUUAGUAACAAUAA
Scylla paramamosain (green mud crab) is the source of this 8722-nucleotide messenger RNA. RefSeq lists its product as uncharacterized. Lineage: Eukaryota; Metazoa; Arthropoda; Malacostraca; Decapoda; Portunidae. The record is from RefSeq and is a predicted model, not a curated record. The coding region runs from base 845 to 2803 and encodes 652 amino acids. The transcript has 3 exons.